Molecule: messenger RNA, 1619 nt
Organism: Medicago truncatula (barrel medic)
Lineage: Eukaryota; Viridiplantae; Streptophyta; Magnoliopsida; Fabales; Fabaceae
Product: probable trehalose-phosphate phosphatase J
Exons: 12
Coding region: 180-1280 (366 amino acids)
Biological process (GO): trehalose biosynthetic process
Molecular function (GO): trehalose-phosphatase activity
Source: RefSeq, a predicted model, not a curated record
UGUCCUCUUCCCCCACUUCCACUCUCUCGCUCUCUCUCUAGUUCUAAAUAUUCCCUAUCUCUCUUUUGCCUCUUCAAUUUCCCUUCUUCCUCUUUUGCAUUCCAUUGCAAUUAUCCACUUCUCACACCCCACCUCUUUAACCUAUUUUCUAUUUGUUUCCUCACAAACCCUAAGUGAAGAUGACUCAAAAGAAUGUGGUUGUGUCUGAGACCAAAACCGGAAUCAAUGGUAGCGGUACUAUUACCGUGGCACAGAAGCCACCGGCAGCACCCGGUGGAUACGUUCACAUUCCAAGGAGGAGAAUUUUGAAGAAUCUUGAAAUCAAUGGAGGACAAAGAAUCAAUACAUGGAUUGAUUCUAUGAGAGCUUCUUCUCCAACUCAUGUCAAAUCUUCUCCUUCUUUAGCUGAAGAAUACAAUUCUUGGAUUCUUCGCCAUCCAUCUGCAUUAGAUAUGUUUGAACAAAUUAUGGAUGCUGCAAAAGGAAAACAGAUUGUUAUGUUUUUGGACUAUGAUGGUACUUUGUCACCUAUUGUCGAUGACCCUGACCGUGCUUUCAUGUCUGAAUCGAUGAGGAAAACAGUUAAGAAACUUGCAAGGUGUUUUCCUACUGCAAUUGUUACUGGAAGAUGCAUAGAUAAAGUGUACAAUUUUGUCCGUUUGGAUGAACUAUAUUAUGCUGGAAGUCAUGGCAUGGAUAUUAAAGGGCCAACAAAAGAGUCCAAAUACAACAAAAAUAACAAAGCUGAGGAAGUACUUUUUCAACCUGCCAGAGAAUUUGUUCCCAUGAUAAAUGAGGUGUACGAACAACUAGUUGAGAAAACAAAAUCAACUCCUGGUGCCAGAGUUGAGAACCACAAGUUCUGCACCUCUGUUCAUUUUAGAUGUGUUGAUGAAAAGAGAUGGGUUGAAUUGGCACAGCAAGUAAAAUCCGUGUUAAAAGAGUACCCGAAGCUUCGUCUAACACAAGGAAGAAAGGUAUUGGAGAUUCGUCCCGCAAUUAAAUGGGACAAGGGCAAGGCCCUCGAAUUUUUGCUAGAGUCACUUGGAUUUGCCAACUGUAACGAUGUAUUUCCUGUUUAUAUUGGUGAUGAUAGAACCGAUGAAGAUGCAUUCAAGAAAUUAAGAGACAUAGAUCAAGGUUUUGGAAUUCUAGUCUCUAAGUUUCCAAAAGACACAGCUGCUGCAUACUCUUUACAAGAGCCUAAUGAGGUUAUGGAGUUCCUUCAGCGUUUGGUGGAGUGGAAAAAAACAUCUCCAAGAUCACGUUCUAGGGUGUAAAUGAAGACUUUGUACAUCCCUGACUGGCCAUAAAAUACAUGACCUUUUUUAUUUUUCUUUCUAUGUUUUGUUCAGAUUAGUACAAAAGAGCAAAAAUGUAUGGAAAAAAAAAAUGAAAGACAAAAGUGUCUUUCUGAGUUUGAAGCUCGAUUGUCUACAUUGAUGUAAUUAGCUUAGCCAAGUAGUAAUUACUAAUUAGUACGGGGGGAAAGUAUAUGUACUAACCAUAUCAGAUCAGAUCAGAUGAAGUGAUUCUGAAUGGGUUAAAAUUUGUACCCUUAUGAUUAUGAUGAUUAAAUAUUAUAAGGUUACGUAUCAAAAGAUAUGUAUUUAUAGUGA